Molecule: messenger RNA, 1476 nt
Organism: Dacryopinax primogenitus
Lineage: Eukaryota; Fungi; Basidiomycota; Dacrymycetes; Dacrymycetales; Dacrymycetaceae
Exons: 2
Coding region: 1-1416 (471 amino acids)
Source: RefSeq, a predicted model, not a curated record
AUGAGCUCUCCAACGCCAUCAUCCAGCGCAUCCUCCUCAGCGCCAACAGCAGCAGUCUCCGAAACCUCAGGCAUCCGCGCAGUCCUCCGAUACAGCGGCAUUCCGCCCUCCCUCCUACGCGUCCCAAAAUUUCGUCUCCCAUCACGCAACUGGCUCAUCUUUCUUGGCGUCUCCGGCUCCCUCGCCAGCCUAUUUAUUUAUGACAGGAGGGAGUGCAAGCGUAUCAGAAGGGAGGCGUGUGAGCAGGUGCGGUGGAUGGCCGACUUGCCCCUCGACCCUCAGGCGACCGUCAAGUGCAUCAAGGUGCUGGCAGCCAAGCAGCCGGGAGAUGACGAGAGUGCUAAGGGGAUGUUGUAUUUCCGAAAAUGGGUCAAACCGAUCCUCGUUGCCGCUGCUGUGGACUACGACAUGAUCGUCGGCGAGCGACACGGGUCUAUCACGAACCUCGUGUCAAAAGAGAUCCAGCACAAACGGCUGAUUCGCGCCGGGUUUUUGCAACCAGAUGCAGGCCCUACGCCUUCUCAGUCCGCACAAGCCCGGCAGGAACGCGAGCUGCAGGGCGGGGUGGUACUCGUCGGGCGGGCGACGUUUAAAGAGUACCUCGAGGGGCUGAAGCGGGGCUAUGGCGAGCCUGCCAGCUUAGGGCGGGGAGGGAGAGAGAGGGGAGAAGAUGAGGAAGACGCGCUUGUAUCUAAGGCGCUCGAGGGGGAUGGGGUAUUCGACGAGCCCCAUAUGGCCGACUCUACCUCAUCGGACAGCGAUUCAACUAUCGGAACGCCUCAGCCUGUUUCCCCCCAACUUCAGUCCUUCCGCAAUCCCCUCCUGCCUUCGUUCGAACUUCGCCCCUUGGCCCGCCUCUCCCCUUCACCGUCGGUCGUCCUUCCCCCAGAGACCUCUCUGCCCCCGCAACCUGCGCUCCUCUUGCUCCCUUUCCGCAACCUCGUCGGCAUCUCUCUCAUCCCGCGCCAGAUCUGGGGUUUCUUCAACAGGCGGUACUACGCCAAGAGCGGGGCAGAGAGCGCGCUCAUCUUGUUGAAGGGCGCGACGCGACCUUUUGACCCUGAGACGGACUUGGAGUUUGGGAAGGACGCGGAGGGCUUUUGGCCGGGCAAGUUUGACAAAGUUGACGAAGAGGUCGCUAAACGUAAGGCGGAGUACUACAAGGAGUUGACAAAAAAGCUGGCUACAGCGCGGGAGCUAGCGAAUGGCACGCACAAGCCUACCAAAGAGGAGGAACGGAACCCGCCCAAGACGGAGCAGGAGCUAAGGCAGGAGAGGUUCGAUAAGGAGAAAAGGUGGAAACGGGAGCUGGAGGGAUGGGAGGUGGUGAAGAGGAGCAAAAGGCCGGCUUGGGAACAGGGAUGGGAGGAGCAGAUGAGAGUUUUUGAGCAGGAGGGUGUGAGGGGGGCUAUUUAGUUAGUAUACACACUACCUUGGUUGAAUAACGUAGUAAACUGCAUUAUUGACUGUUGUGAA